Molecule: messenger RNA, 379 nt
Organism: Myxocyprinus asiaticus (Chinese sucker)
Lineage: Eukaryota; Metazoa; Chordata; Actinopteri; Cypriniformes; Catostomidae
Product: coiled-coil domain-containing protein 87-like
Exons: 3
Coding region: 31-378 (115 amino acids)
Source: RefSeq, a predicted model, not a curated record
ACGUGUUAUAAUGGUUCAUCCAUAGCUAGAAUGGAGGAGGCAAGUCAGAGAGAGAAGCUUAAAACUCAGAUUUCAGCUGUAAACAAAGAGCUGUCUGAGAUCACUGGCCACAUCACAACCCGUUUCAAUGACAUCAUCACCUAUAAGGGUCGUCCCUACUGCGAGAAAAUGCACUGGGACUGUAUUGAGAUGCUGUACUGGCUGCAGCAGGAGAGGCGAGUCCAGUCCCUGGAGAUGUUUGUAAAGAGACAGAUGGCUCUUACUGUAAGGCUGCCUACUCUGAACCACAGCCAGGAGUUUAAUACAACAACAAUCUCGCAACAAUGUCUGUCAGACUGUGAGAGAAACAGCGAAUUGCAGCAACACCCAGGACCCUAAA